AUGGGGAAAGUGAUGGAAGCAUUUUGUCUGAAGAACAAAGAGAAGCCAAAUAAUAACAACAUGGUGGUGAGUGGAGGGAGCAGGAAAAUCAGAGGAGAAGUGGUGUUGAUGAAGAAGAAUGUAAUGGACUUCACUGAUAUCAGAUCCUCAUUCGCCGAUAGAAUCUUUGAGCUCUUGGGCAAAGGUGUUUCCAUGCAACUCAUCAGUAAAACCCAGCCUGAACCUGCAGAAAAUGGGUUGAUAUCGAGAGGGAGGCUUGGAAAGGUAGCAUACCUGGAGAAAUGGGUUACAACCAUUACAUCAACGACGGCGGGAGAAACUACUUUCACCAUUUCCAUGGACUGGGAAAACUCCAUGGGAGUUCCUGAAGCUUUACUGGUUAAAAACCAUCACCACAGCCAAUUCUACCUCAAGACAAUCACAUUAGAAAACGUUCCGGAGCACGGUCGACUCCAUUUCGUCUGCAAUUCCUGGGUAUACCCGGCACGGUAUUACAAGUAUAAUCGAAUAUUUUUCCCCAACAAGGCCUACCUGCCAUUGGAAACCCCUCCGCUAUUACUCCCUUACAGGGAAGAAGAACUCAAGAAUCUCCGGGGGAGUGGAUCACGCAAGCUGAAGGAGUGGGACAGAGUGUAUGACUAUGCUACCUACAAUGAUCUGGGCAGUCCAGACGACGGUCCAGAAUAUGCACGCCCUGUACUUGGUGGAUCGGAGUGUCCAUAUCCAAGAAGAGGAAAAACCGGGCGAAAACCAACCAAGACUGACCCCGAUUCUGAGAGCAGACUGGCACUACUAAAUCUAAACAUCUAUGUUCCAAGAGAUGAGCGGUUUAGCCAUGUUAAGUUUUCGGAUUUUAUUGCCUAUUUCCUGAAAUCCCUGGCUCAGGUAUUGCUUCCAGAGCUGAGAUCUUUGUGUGAUAAAACUAUCAAUGAGUUUGACACCUUUGAGGAUGUAUUUAAUCUCUACGAUGGAUGUAUCGAGCUACCAAAUGGGCCAACACUGAAGAAAAUACGGGACUGCAUCCCUUGGGAGCUGUUUAAGGAACUAGUUCGCUCAGAUGGCGAGCGAUUUCUCAAGUUCCCAUUGCCUGAUGUGAUUAAUAAGGAUAGAUCUGCAUGGAGGACAGAUGAAGAGUUUGCAAGAGAAAUGUUGGCAGGGGUGAGCCCGGUUAACAUUGCCCGCCUCCAAGAAUUUCCCCCGACCAGCAAGCUAAAACCUGAUGUAUAUGGGAAUCAGAACAGUUCAAUAAGAGAAGAGCACAUAGAAAAGAACAUGGAUGGCCUCACUGUUGAACAAGCGAUGCAAUGGAACAGGCUAUUCAUAUUAGAUCAUCAUGAUGCAUUAAUGCCAUACCUGAGGCGAAUAAACUCAACACACACGAAGACCUACGCCACCAGAACUCUCCUCUUCCUGAAAGAAGAUGGGACAUUGAAGCCUUUGGCAAUUGAGUUAAGCUUACCACAUCCACAAGGGGACCAUCACGGUGCUGAUAGCAAAGUUUUCACUCCAGCACCAAAAGGCAGUAAACGCAUUGAGGAUUCAGUGUGGCAGCUUGCCAAAGCUUACGUUGCUGUAAAUGAUUCUGGCUAUCAUCAGCUUAUCAGCCACUGGUUAAACACCCAUGCUGUAAUAGAGCCAUUUGUGAUUGCAACAAAUAGACAGUUGAGUGUGCUUCACCCAAUACAUAAGCUCUUGCAACCCCACUUCCGGGACACGAUGAACAUAAAUGCCCUAGCAAGGCACAUCCUCAUCAAUGCUGGCGGGGUGCUUGAGAGAACAGUCUUCCCAGCUAAAUUCUCCAUGGAAAUGUCAUCCGCUAUUUACAAAAACUGGGUAUUCACUGAGCAGGCAUUACCUGCUGACUUGCUCAAGAGAGGAAUGGCAUUUCCAGACCCAAAUGGCCUUCAGGGCUUAAGACUUGUGAUUGAAGAUUACCCGUUUGCUGUUGAUGGGCUAGAAAUAUGGUCGGCUAUUGAAACUUGGGUUACUGAAUAUUGCUCUUGCUACUACAAAACAGACGAUGAGGUCCACAGUGAUACUGAACUCAAGUCAUGGUGGACAGAGCUCCGCAAUGAAGGCCAUGGCGACAAGAAGAAAGAGCUAUGGUGGCCUAAGAUGCAAACAAGAGACGAACUUAUCCAAUCAUGUACCAUAAUCAUAUGGGUGGCUUCUGCCCUCCAUGCAGCUGUUAAUUUUGGGCAAUAUCCUUAUGCUGGCUUCCUCCCUAACCGCCCAACUGUAAGCCGCCGUUUCAUGCCUGAGGCAGGCACUGAUGAAUACGCUGAGCUUGAGUCAAACCCUGACUUAGCCUUCCUCAAAACAAUAACAUCCCAAUUCAACACUCUCCUCGGUAUAUCUCUGAUAGAGAUUCUAUCCCGACACUCAACUGAUGAGGUUUAUCUUGGGCAAACAGAUAAUCCUGAGUGGAUUUCGGAUGGUAAGCCCCGAGCAGCAUUUAAGAAAUUCGGAGAGACACUGAUGGAAAUUGAAAAGAGAAUUGACAAAAGGAACAAGGAUGAGAAAUACAAGAACAGAGUUGGGCCUGUCAAGAUGCCUUAUACGUUGCUGUAUCCUAGCACCUCGGACACAAAGAGAGAGGGUGGACUCACUGGGAGAGGAAUUCCCAACAGUGUCUCUAUAUGA
Messenger RNA from Prunus armeniaca (apricot), 2643 nucleotides. The record is from the annotation of a GenBank genome assembly. Lineage: Eukaryota; Viridiplantae; Streptophyta; Magnoliopsida; Rosales; Rosaceae.